Drosophila kikkawai is the source of this 1038-nucleotide messenger RNA. RefSeq lists its product as uncharacterized. The record is from RefSeq and is a predicted model, not a curated record. NCBI's taxonomy places the organism in Eukaryota, Metazoa, Arthropoda, Insecta, Diptera, Drosophilidae.
AGCGAAAGAGCGCGCGAGAGAGAGAGCGAGAGACACUAAAACAAAAAUAAGUUCCGUAACAAAAAUUAUAAAUAAAAAAUAAGGAAGUAAGCGUUUAGCCGUCGGCCAGCCAAAAACAACAAGGCAGCGCUCCAAAAACUGUCAGCAUUUUCGGGUUACAGUCUCAACAUUAAAUUUGAAUCAAAUCAGAACAGAGUCAGAAUCGUGCAAUUGGAACAGCAGCGGUGUGUGCGGGGGUGUUAAUUAGCGGAAGACGGAAAUUUAUUGAACGCGAAAAACGACAGUCAGACAGACAGACAAUCAAAACUCCCAUUGGACACGAAAGCGAAAUUAAAGUGCCGCUGAAUGGUGUGCACCGAAUAGUGCGAAAAAUGCAAUAAAUCAAUGUGGCAGAAGAGGAAGAGGCAGAGCGACGGAAGCAGUGACCACAACAAAGAGAGGAAGACUUAACGGCACUUUGCUAGAUUCUACUUCGCGUAUCACUAAUUUCCUAGUUUAAUUGCUCGCAAAAUGGACGAGGUCUUCAGCCUGCACAUGGAGAAACUGGAUGUCUACGACGUUCUCUUCUUGGCCGGCAUCCUGUCCGUGAUAAUCCUGAUUUGUAUUUAGGAGUUUAUUUAUUUUACGAUCAACUAGCAAAAGAUGCAGCGACGGACGUGUUGUUGUGAAAUUACACGCCAAACAGCUGUUCCACCGCCGGGCAGUGUUGGCAAGCGCGCCAAGGCCACCCAGCGAACAAUAACACUGCGGUAUUACUAAACUAAAAAUGAAAAUCGAAACAAGUAGGAAUAAUUUGCAAACCGAUCAAUAGCUCUGGAAUAAUAUUGUUAAACACCUGUCAACCACACAGCCCGACAAGUUUUUCGUUUGCUCAUAAUAUUGUAGCAAUACGUUAUUUUUAUUAUUUAUCAACUGUUUAUACAAUUUGUUUGUAAAGACUGAUUUCCUGUAUGUAGCUGUAGUUGCAAUCAGAAAUUAAAUUAAAUGGAAUGUAAUACGUAAUAGUCAAUAAAUGUUCUGAAUAAGCAAAAGUUUAAA